AUGACUAAAAAUAAUAAUAUUGAAUUAGUGCUAAAGCAACAGAAUAUGAUUGAUUCAUGUUCAGAAUGUCCAAUUAUCACUUAUGAGAUUGUGAAAAAAUUGGGUUUUGAAAAAGAUAAAAGUUUACCCAACAUUACCGAUAAAGUGGUAUCUGAUAUUGUUAAGCAAGUAUCAGUAUCCAACUAUAUGUUAGAUGAUGAUGAUACAUAUUCUGUGCGUGAGGAACCCAAUGAAUCACUUACAUGUAAAACAAAAAAGAGAAAGAAUCGUGAAAAUCAUAAUAUUAAGUAUGCACAUGACUCUUCAACGGGAAACAUGCUUGGCCAUCUUUGGUCUAAGCAUCGAAUCAAUAAAGACCACCUUGAAGAAACAACUACUGAUAGUCCGAUUAUAAAAGCCAUACAUGUCAUCAAUAAACGGAGACAAGAAAAAAUAGCACAACUGUUGGUCAAAUUUAUUAUUGACAAUUGCCAACCUCUUCAUAUUUUACUGAAAAAAAUGAUUGAUAAAGCUUACGAUUGGAGUCGUGAUCAAUUAUUUGGUAUGAUGAAUAUCAGUAGUGGAUUUAUACACAAGAGAAAUGUAGAUAUUCAAAAAUUUAUCAAACAAUUGAUGAUGUACCGACAAGAUAAAACUCUUCAUAUUUGGCCUGGAUUCGACUUAAAGAAAUCAGAACGAUGUGAUAGACUUGAUGGCAAAUAUUUGAAAUUAAUCACCCUAACUGAAAAUGAAUGGCAAUUGUUAGACGGUCUAAUCUCACUAUUAAAACCAUUUUAUGAAGCCACCAACAUAUUUUCUGAUUCAAGUUAUCUUUCGCUCAAUCUCAUUUAUCCAACAAUGAAAUUACUGAUUAAGGGCCAAAGCCAACCAAUCGAUAACGAAGGUCCUGACGAACUAGAUAUAGAAAACGAAUUUGAUAUAUUAUAUAAUGGUAAAAAUAGAAAAGAUACAAAUUUAUAUAAUGAUCCACGGUUUAAAGGUCAUCGGUUAAUAGAACCCCCAGUUACUACUGAAGAACUUUGUGAUUUAGUUAAGGCUGCAAGUUAUCUUUCUCUUCAAAAAUAUUGGAAAGUUUCUGAAGAAAUUGGUCUUAUAGCAUUAUUCUUGGACCUGCGAAUUAAAAAUUUGAAGUUUCUUAAUAAUGAAACUAUGAAAACAACCACGAUCAAUAGGGUGCGAAUUCUUUGUGAUAAAGGAAAUAAUCACCCACCUUUAGUUGGGCCUGAUAAGUCGUCUAGCAUGCUAACUUAUGAACCUACAACAAAUAAUGACUUGAUUGUGGCUUUAUACAAUAGUGAAGAGCCAGAUGAUGAAAUUCUUAAUGAAGGUGAAGUUGAUCAUUAUCUCCAUGAACCUGUUGAGAAAAUGGGCUGUAACCCAUUGGUAUGGUAG
Dentiscutata erythropus is the source of this 1392-nucleotide messenger RNA. The record is from the annotation of a GenBank genome assembly. Lineage: Eukaryota; Fungi; Glomeromycota; Glomeromycetes; Diversisporales; Gigasporaceae.